GUGGAGUGAUUCCAACGUCCAAUUUACAAGGAGAAUUAUAUUAUUCUGCAAAUUAUAACCAAUAAUAAUAAUAAUAAUUUUUUAUACUUAAUGUAAUUUAUUUUUUCUCCCUUUUAAAAUACGUGAUUAUUACUAGACAAAAUUGCCACAAGAAUCCCCCUCACGAAUCUUUUUCUAAUUUUCUUCAUUUCGACUUUCUCACAAGGCUUCAACGUGUGGCCAUUUUUUCUUUUCUACUCACACACACUACUUCGGAUAUCGAACACAAGAACAUCGUCGUCUUCCUCAACCCAAAAAUCCCCCAAUUUUCCGGAGAAUCAAAGCUCUUGUUCCCAAAUGUCUGCUGCUAUCUCUCUCAAAUUAAACCUAAUUGUUUGGUGAGCUUCAUCAUCUUCUAUAAUGCUUGAAGCAAUCGCUUCUUGCCAUGGUCCCAUGGGACAUGACCUUAUUGUUCAUCGGAGCUCUAAAACAUCCAAUCACCACUCGCUAAAACACCGUUUCAGACACAUUUACAAUGGCCCAAAUCGAUACCACAAACUACUCCACACGCCGGCAUUUUCCAAGUGUCGGAGGAUACAAUACUCUGUUCAUAUAGGAGGAAGAUUUCGUAUGAAUGCAACACUUGACGUUGGUGGCGCCGUUGAAGUCAUCAAUGAUUUAGGAUUGGAUACUUUGACGUUUUUAGCUGUUACUGUUUUGGUUGUUCCCGCUUUCAAGAUUGUCAAAGCUAGCCCUAUACUUGGUUUCUUUUUUGCGGGAGUUGUGCUUAAUCAAUUUGGAUUGAUUAGAAAUCUUACAGAUGUUAAAGUUCUUUCUGAAUGGGGGAUUCUUUUCUUGCUAUUUGAAAUGGGUUUAGAGCUCUCAUUAGCACGUUUGAAAGCUCUUGCUAAAUUCGCCUUUGGUAUGGGUUUAACUCAAGUUGUUCUAUCUACUCUUGCUUUCACAGCAUUUGAACUCCCACCAAAUGGAGCUAUUGGAACACGAAUUUUGGAGUUUCUUUUUCACUCAAGAUCUGAUCUGGUGAACAUAAGAAGUAUUGAUGAAGCUAUAGUCAUUGGUGCUGCUCUCUCAUUGUCAUCUUCUGCAUUUGUUUUACAGCUUCUUGCAGAAAAAGGUGAGUUAGCAACUCGAUUUGGAUCAGCUACUCUUGGAAUACUCUUAUUUCAGGAUAUAGCAGUGGUGCCACUUUUAGUCAUACUUCCAGUUUUAGAGAGCCAGAAUCCAGUGAAUGAGAGUAUAUUGCCAAUGCUUGUGAAAGAAAGCUUAAAAGCUUUAGGUGGAUUGGGUAUUCUUUCUCUUGGUGGGAAAUUCCUUCUCAGACGUGUUUUCGAGGUUGUUGCAGAAGCAAGAAGCUCAGAGGCUUUUGUAGCACUCUGUUUACUAACAGUUGCUGGAACAUCACUUAUAACUCAGAAAUUAGGGUUCAGCGACACGCUUGGAGCUUUUUUAGCUGGGGCUCUUUUAGCCGAAACAAAUUUCAGAACACAAAUCGAAGCUGAUAUACGACCUUUUAGAGGAUUACUUCUAGGGUUAUUCUUUGUAACUACAGGCACAUCUAUUGAUACACAGCUACUUAUUCGAGAGUGGCCAAAUGUAUUAUCACUCUUAGCAGGAUUAAUCGUAAUUAAGACAUUGAUUAUAACUGCAAUUGGUCCACGUGUUGGAUUAACUUUGCAAGAAAGUGUAAGAAUAGGGUUGCUUCUUUCUCAAGGUGGUGAAUUUGGAUUCGUUGUUUUUUCACUUGCAAACAGGCUAGGGGUGUUGCCAUUAGAGCUUAACAAGCUUCUUAUAAUUGUUGUUGUGUUAUCAAUGGCACUCACCCCCUUACUCAAUGAUCUUGGAAGAAAAGCUUCCAUUUUUAUUGGUGAAAAUGUCGAUGAAGAAGAUAAAACUAUGGAAGAGGCGAAUUUUGAUGCUAGUGAACCUGUUGUAAUUUUAGGGUUUGGACAAAUGAGUCAAGUUCUUGCUAAUUUUUUGUCAACUCCAUUGGUUUCUGGUUUAGAUGGGGAUGCAGGGUGGCCUUUUGUUGCCUUUGAUCUUGAUCCAUCUGUAGUAAAGGCAUCAAGAAAACUUGGAUUCCCUAUAUUAUAUGGGGAUGGAUCACGUGCAGCUGUUUUACAAUCUGCUGGAAUAUCAUCUCCUAAAGCAGUCAUGGUGAUGUAUGAAGGAAAAGAGAGAUCAGUUGAAGCUGUUGAAAGGAUUCGUCUUGCAUUUCCUGCAAUACCCAUAUAUGCUCGAGCUCAGGAUAUUCCACAUCUUUUGGAUUUGAAGGCAGCAGGGGCAACAGAUGCUAUUCUUGAAAAUGCUGAGACAAGUUUGCAACUUGGGUCAAGGCUUUUAAAAGGGCUUGGUGUCAUGUCUGAUGAUGUCAACUUUUUAAGUCAACUUGUUCGGGACUCAAUGGAGUUACAAGCUCAAGCACUUAUUGUAACCAAGGAUCCAGACCCUGAUGUUAUGACACCAAUGCAGGUGAGGGUGGGGGAUUUAGUGACGACAAGGAAACCUGGGAAAAUGCUAAUUGGGAAGGAAGAAUCGGUGAGAAUUAGCCAAUCAGAAAGAGACAGGAUUUUAAUGACACAAGAGAAAGUUGAAGUAGUAGCCAAAAAGAGUAGUGAGUUGACUCAAGGGGAAGAUGCUAGAGGGGUGUUGUAUUGUGAAUUGGAUGGAGAUGACAAUAAUUCAAACCAACAUUAAAAGAUUGAUUUGAAUUUAUGGGUUGUUGUAUUGUUUUUCAAUUUUGUUGUGAGAUUGAGAUAUGAAUUCAAUUGAUCAAUAGAAGGUCAGAGUCAUGGGAUUUGUAUUCAAAUUAUAGGGGAGAGUGAAGCGAGGAUGCUAUAUAUUUGUACAUAACUGAAUUCAAUUUUAGCAUCGCAUUGAUUACUCAUGGGAAGUCGUAAUUUUAUGUAUCAAUUUGUGUACGUAUAUAUCAUUCUACUUUUGUUUCUUUUUAUUAUAAAA
Molecule: messenger RNA, 2958 nt
Organism: Lactuca saligna
Lineage: Eukaryota; Viridiplantae; Streptophyta; Magnoliopsida; Asterales; Asteraceae
Source: the annotation of a GenBank genome assembly